AUCCUUCUCUCUCGUCUCCAUCACUUGCUGGUGGCUGGUGCUACACUUUCACAUCUCUCUCUCUCUCUCUCUCUCUCUCUUUGUGUGUAACUCACACAGAUAAGGAGAGAGAAUUACACUAUUGUUGAGAAGGAUGGAUCACUAGGUUCUUCUUCAUCUUCUUCAUUGAGCUUUUGCUUCCUUACUAUUUAACCCUACUCUUCAUCUUUCAUUUCCUCAUUAGCUUUGCCUUCUAUUUUUGGUCUCCCUCGGGAUCUGAUCUCUCUCUUUCUUUCUCUUUCGCUACUAGCUACAUGCACAGGACUCCUGAAAGCAAAUAAGAUUCAGUUCAAUUCCCGAGGAUAUAUACCACUUUUCACUUUAUUGUCUUCUUCUGUGUCUGUUGUGGGUUUCAUUCAUUCCCUGUCUUUCUUUCAGUGCUUUUGGUUUUUUGUCUGUUUAUGUUGGACUCCACCAAGCUAUUAUUAAGCUUGUCGAUGCGAUUGCGAAGGCAAAAACAACGUCAGAAAGAUUCUCUCCUAUCCACCCAUCUCCAUCCUGCGGCAUAUCUUUAGUGCUUCAGACGAGGCUGUUUAAUUUUCAUCAGAUCUGCUGAACAAUUCUAUUUGCGAAGACCAUUUUGUCUCUGCGCAGAGUCAGGUUUUGAAACUCAUCAGACAGCAGACAUGAAUACAUUUUCACAUGUUCCUCCGGGGUUUCGAUUCCAUCCCACUGAUGAAGAACUCGUUGAUUACUACCUCAGAAAGAAGAUAGCUUCCAAGAGGAUUGAUCUUGAUGUAAUCAAAGAUGUCGAUCUCUACAAAAUUGAGCCAUGGGAUCUUCAAGAGCUAUGCAGAAUAGGAAGCGAGGAACAAAAUGAGUGGUAUUUCUUCAGCCAUAAAGAUAAGAAGUAUCCAACAGGAACACGCACGAAUAGAGCCACAAAGGCAGGAUUCUGGAAAGCCACUGGAAGAGAUAAAGCAAUAUAUUCAAAGCAUUGUCUGAUUGGUAUGAGAAAGACUCUUGUGUUCUACAGAGGAAGAGCUCCUAAUGGACAGAAAUCUGACUGGAUCAUGCAUGAGUAUCGCCUUGAAACUAAUGAAAAUGCAACUCCUCAGGAGGAAGGUUGGGUUGUAUGCAGAGUGUUCAAGAAGAGAAUUAUGACGACAAUGAGAGAAGUAGGAGAAUAUGAAUCACCAUGUUGGUACGACGAGACAACCUCGUUCAUGCAAGACCUUGAUCAUCAAUCUCCUCGACGUAGUAAUAUUUCUCCACCUAAUUACUACGCAUGCAAGCAAGAGUUUGAAUUCCAAUACAACAUCAUCAAUAAUCUCCCUCCUCACGAUCAUACUGCUUUCCUUCAACUUCCUCAGCUUGAAAGCCCUAAUAAAGUCCCUAUCUUCGGUAAUAACGCCUUUGAUCAUCAUCAUCACAGAAACAACAAUAUCAGCAGUAAUACCAUGAACUCAUCAUCAACAUCGUCACUACUGUAUGAUCAGGCAGCAGCAGUUUUAGUGGAUGAUCAAGUUAUUACUGAUUGGAGAGUGUUUGAUAAGUUCGUUGCUUCUCAGCUGAGCCAAGAUGAUCAUCAUCACCAACAACAACAUGCUGCUUCCAAGGAAACCACUUUUGAUAAUUCCAAUAAUAAUAAUAAUAAUAAUAAUAAUAAUAAUAAUAAUAAUGUUGACGUGGUUGCUGUCCCUGAACAAGUUACUAUGAUAUUGGAGAAUCAGUCGACAACGAGGUCGUCGGAGUUGGAGCAGGAAUAUGCAUCAGCAUCCACCACCACUACCUGCAACAAUAUUGAACUGUGGAAGUGAUCAUCAUCAAAACAUGCAGUUUUCACAUACUAAUUAAUCAUAGGAUACUGCAGUUUAACGUUGGGGAAUUAAGGAGGGGUUUCGAGUAUGAUAUGUAUAUAUAUAGCUCCAUCCAUAUGUUUCUAUGUACAUAAUAAGACCCAACGUAUAUACAUAUAUAUAGUUGGAUGAUUGGAGCUCUGGUGGCCCAUGGUUACCCUUACACUAGGCCAUCAGAUCGAUGCACACCAUAUAUGAUAUAUAUGCUUAUAUAGGUUAUAUGGAGCUAAUACAUCAGUGCUUCUCUGAGAGAACUACUGUGGGGUCCUCAGUGUCGAUGGAUAUGUAGUGAUAUAAUUCUGUGAAUGCAAAAGGUUUUAUAUAUAUUCUA
Molecule: messenger RNA, 2169 nt
Organism: Prosopis cineraria
Lineage: Eukaryota; Viridiplantae; Streptophyta; Magnoliopsida; Fabales; Fabaceae
Product: NAC domain-containing protein 7-like
Exons: 5
Coding region: 666-1799 (377 amino acids)
Biological process (GO): regulation of DNA-templated transcription
Molecular function (GO): DNA binding
Source: RefSeq, a predicted model, not a curated record